Molecule: messenger RNA, 3041 nt
Organism: Pseudonaja textilis
Lineage: Eukaryota; Metazoa; Chordata; Lepidosauria; Squamata; Elapidae
Source: RefSeq, a predicted model, not a curated record
UGACUUGCUUCAUGCAGUCAAAUAACUGAUUUUACUUUAUCCAACACACUCCCAUGACUUGAUCUAGAUGGUGCUUAGAGAAGAUUGCAAUCGCCAGAAUCUUUUCAAAUUGCGAUAAAGAGGAAGCCAGACGCAGGAGUUUCUGAGAUCAUCAGACUAUAAAGAUGGCAGUCUGCUCUUACUUCCUCCUCCUCGUUUUCUUGAUCCUGACAUCUUCCAGUGUGAGUGGAGACCAUUUCUCAAAGUCAAACACAAACAAUAACUUGCAUAAGCGAAUGAAAAGAGAAUGGAUCUGGAAUAAAAUGCAUAUUCCUGAAGAGCAGAACGGGACUUUCCCUCAUCAUGUUGGAAAGAUCACCUCAACUAUCAAAAAUCCCAAUGCCAAAUAUGUCCUUGAAGGAGAAGGUGCUGGAACUGUGUUCAGAGUUGAUGAAUUUACUGGAGAUGUCACUGUGAGUGAAAGGCUGGACCGAGAGAAGAAAGCCGAAUAUGAACUCACAGCUCUGAUUUAUAAUCGUCUUACUAAUCAACAAAUGGAAGAGCCGUCCAAAUUCCGCAUCAUCAUUCAUGAUAUUAAUGACAAUGCCCCAGUAUUUGUUCAAAGGGUGUUUAAUGGUUCAGUGGUAGAAAUGUCACCACUAGGAACAUCUGUCACCAAAGUGACAGCUGUGGAUGCUGAUGAUCCAACCCUUCAUGGUCAUGCAGAUGUUUUCUACGAAGUUACUGAUGGCAAAAACUAUUUCAGAAUAGACAACUCAGGAACCAUUUACACAGCUGUGCCUGACUUGGAUAGAGAACAAAACGCUUCUUAUACCAUUCGGGUGAAAGCAAGGGAUGGCAAGGGUCUACAUACUGAAGAAUUGGGCACUGCUACUGUCAUCAUUAAAUUAAUUGACAUCAAUGACAAUUUUCCAGCAUUUAAGCAAAAAAAUUUCACUUUCGAAGUCCUCGAAAAUGUCAGUUUGACCGGUGAAGUCGGCAGAUUAAAAGUAGAGGACAUUGAUGAACCACAAAACAGGGAUACUAAGUAUAGCUUUCGCCAAGGGAAUUACCAAGAUACCUUUAAAAUUGUACCAAAUCGCUACACAAAUGAAGGAAUAAUUCAACCAACAAAGCUCUUGGACUUUGAAAAGAUACCUGAGUACAGGUUUGUGGUUGAAGCUACUGACGCCAAUAUCAACUAUGCCUAUUCUACACGGAAGGGCCUUGAGAACCUUGCCAGAGUAAUUAUCAAAGUUAUUGAUGUUGAUGAACCUCCAGUUUUCACCCAGUCUUCCUAUACAUUCACUGUUCAAGAAGAAGGUGCAACGAAGAUAUCCAUUGGAUGUGUUUCUGCAAGUGACCCUGAUAAAGCCAGGCGGAAAAUAAGUUAUCAUAUCUUAAGAUCCACUUCUUUUGAAAUAAGUACCAGUGGGUGUAUUUUUCCCAUAAAGCGUCUGGACAGAGAAGAAAACGCUUGGCAUAAUAUAACUGUGGCAGCCAAUGAGCUGGAUCAAAAUAAAAAGAUAAUCCCCAGAUUAGAAACCCAUGUACCAGUUUAUAUUAAACUUACGGAUAUAAACGACAAUGCCCCAGAAUUUGCCUUUCCAUACGAUCCACGUGUGUGUGAAAAUGCUGCAGCUGGAAAGGUGAUCACACAAAUUUCUGCUGUGGACAAGGAUGAAACAUCGCCAGAUGUGAAAUUCAAGUUUUCCCUGACUUCUGAAGACAGCAACUUUACUCUCAUUGACAAUCGUGAUAACACAGCAAACGUCACCGUCAAGUUUGGACCGUUCAACCGAGAGUUACUCAAAACUCAUCUCUUGCCUAUCAUCAUCUCCGACAAUGGGGCACCACCACAGACCAGCACGAACACUCUUACCAUCCAGAUAUGCCAAUGCGACAAGGAGGGGGCAAUGCGUUGCGAAGGGCAAGCGAAGCUAAUGGGAGUUGGCAUCCAAGUGUUGGUGACCAUCUUCGUCUGCAUCUUCACCAUCCUUGCAUUAACCAUGCUGCUGAUAGUCUGGAGGAGGCGGCACAAGAAAGAUCUCAGUGUUCUCAAGAAGAACGUAGAAGAGAUCCAUGAGCAGCUGGUGGCCUAUGAUGAAGAAGGCGGUGGUGAAAUGGACACCACCAGUUAUGAUGUCUCGGUUCUCAAUUCAGCCCGCCAGAGAGGGAUACUAUGCCCCAGAAUGCCUUUGGAGGAUUCACCUUGCAAAUAUUCCCGGGAACAAAAGAUCCCUGAGAAUGGACUUUCAGGCAUUGGAGAGAUGGGCAUCAUGAUUGAGAUGAAAAAAGAUGAAGCUGAUAACGAUGGAGAUAUGUUGCCCUACGAUACCCUCCACAUAUUUGGCUAUGAAGGGGCCGAGUCUAUUGCAGAAUCCCUAAGCUCCCUGGGUUCAGGCUCCUCAGACUUGGAUAUUGAUUAUGAUUUUCUCAAUGAUUGGGGUCCCAGAUUCAAGAUGCUGGCAGAGCUUUACGGUCUGGAACCUAGUGGAGAUCUGGUCUACUGAGUGUAGUCAGUUGCAAAUUAUCCCAACCCUGUCCAUAAACAGUAAAACUGAAAAACGGUUCAACUUUUUGUGCAUUUCUCAUACAAAAGACAAUCAGAUUUUUUACACACUUUCAGAGCAGACUGAGAUAACCUAAGUGAAACAAGCUUUAAACAAAAUCGGGUCUGUAGAUACUUUUUUUUUUUUUAUAAUGGGGAUGCCAUUGUACUGAGGGAUUAGAAAUGUUUCUCCUUAUAUAGAAAUCCAAUGUUUAAAUGCUUUUAAAGCACUGUGGGGUUCUUUUUGCCUGUUAGAAGAAAGCUUAGAUGAUGACUUGUUUGUCCUGAUUACUGCAGCUAUUCUAAUUAAAUGUAUUUUUAGUUACAAGCUUUUUAUUGAAUGAAUUAUCUCCUGUGACACUUUUAUAUAUUUGUUACUGGUGGUAAUGAACAACUGGUGAAGGACUGGCAUCUGAACUCAUGUAAAAAGAUUCUGUGACAACCCGGGGCGUGGCACAAAAGCAACACAGUCAGAUAAUCAAUAGGAGUCCCUUUAUUAGCUCCAACUUUG